AUGCAGGUCACCAGAAGAGGAGAGAUGGAACAGGAUAGAAGUGCGACUAUAGAGGACGAAGGGUCCGGACCAACAGCACCUGAGACUGAGCCUAGUGAGCCUUCUGUUCCGGAGGCGCAUGAGUCUGCUGAGAAUCUGCAUAUUCAAAUGAUUCGAGAGUACCAGCAACGUCUUGUUGAGCAAAACAGGGUACAUAAGCAAUCUGUGGAUGAGGCACGGAAACGUUUACAGGAAUACCAAAUGCUGUUGAAGAAGCGAUAUCCACACUUGUCAAUAUCUCACCAAAGGACGCCUGAUAGUAGUAUGCAAAGCCCAAAGCCACAAUUCAUAGAGUAUCCACCUUCAUCUCCUCCUCCUGCAAAUGUGAUUAUGUCUACUUUUAGGAAUGAGUUACUUAAAAAUCCAGUUACCAUUAAGCAUAACUCAGAACAACAGCACAAACCAACUAUUUCUCAAACUUCCGGGGCCCCAGAGCCGGAACAGAUGAGUUCAAGGAACGGGAGCGCACUGCAGGUUCCAGUGUUGACAGGUCCUAAAUUGCCUGGUGACUUCUUACCCCAAGGUGGUAUGGACUGCAGCAGGCUUGCUGAUAGCAUCAGGAAUCUAGGGGGUGCUAGUCCCUUAGAGAGCGAUAUUGGGGAGGAAAGAAGUCUCCAGGAGAAUUUACCUCAGACGUGUUUUCCUUAUCAAAGUCCAAAUCAGAAUGAUACUAGAUUUCCAUAUGCUGAUGCUGUGUGUGAGAAACAGUCAACUUCAUCUAGCCCUGGAGAUUAUGACACAUCGUCUAGCACAACAUACCAUCCAUUGCCUUCAGAACUUUCUUUAGGUCUACCACAAAUUGACCUCCCUGAUCCAGCUAUCCCUUUGCAAGUGCCCAGAUUACAUGUGAUUGAGGACCAGCCAUUAGGAGAUUUUUCCAAUGUACGUGAGUUCAGAGAAAGACUCCUCUCCUCCACUGUGGGGAUCAGAGCUCAGCAAGACCAUCUGAAGGCCAUGCAAGAUCAGCUAGACAAGCAGAGGGAUUCUUUACUGUUCAAGCAAAAGAGCCAGGAAGAGCAUCUCCUUCAGAAACAGAAGCAAUUGGAAGAGCAAAUAAGA
Staurois parvus is the source of this 1098-nucleotide messenger RNA. The record is from the annotation of a GenBank genome assembly. NCBI's taxonomy places the organism in Eukaryota, Metazoa, Chordata, Amphibia, Anura, Ranidae.